AUGGCCUCCGUUAAUCCCUUUAGAGACAUCAAUGUCACCGCCUCAGCCUCGCAAUACACUUUUCGGUCCCCAUCGUCUCCCAAUGCCCCCGCUCUGGUCAUAGACCGUCCCUCUGGGGACAUGCGGUUGGUCGAGUCGCCGAAAGCUGAAGGAAAGCGGGUAACAAGCAUUGCAGGAAUUAUGGGCAUGAUCCGUUUACGUCUUGAUAAAUAUAUAAUCAUUAUUACAAAAGCCUUACUUGUCGGACGCAUCCGCGGUCAUUCUGUGUACAAAGUUCAAGCUGUCGAGUUUUUACCAUUGCAAGAUAGGCAUUUACACGAUCCUGAUGAGGACACCUACCUUUCGCUUUUACGCACGCACUUGCGUACCGGGCCGAUGUAUCUAUCAUAUUCGUUUGACCUCACGAACUCUUUUCAGCGCCAGUCUACGGCAAACACCUCGCUACCACUUUGGCAAAGGGCGGAUGAACGUUUUUUCUGGAACAGACAUGUCCAAUCGGACCUCAUUGACAUGAGAAGUUCCAAUCCUGCCGUGGACCCUUACAUUCUUCCGGUGUUUUUCGGUUAUCUUAACGUUAGCACGGUCACGAUUAAGUCAACCAGCUUAACCUUUGUUCUCAUCACACGAAAGUCUCGUCAUCGUGCUGGUACACGAUACUUCACUCGUGGAGUUGAUGAAGCUGGAAAUGUAGCAAAUUACAAUGAAACGGAACAAAUUGUAAUUCUGGGCGACACUUCGGGUGGGCUUGGGGGUUACGACCAGAGCUCUAUGGCUAGCAAACAAGGUUCUCAGAGUGUCCAGGUUCUCAGUUAUGUUCAAACAAGGGGAAGUGUCCCAGUUUAUUGGGCGGAGGUGAAUAACAUAAAGUAUACCCCUAAAAUUCAUCUCAAGAGCUUGGAAUUGGCCAAAAACUCUGCGAGGAAACAUUUUGAUGAGCAGAUCCGGCUAUACGGCGACAAUUAUAUGGUCAAUCUAGUCAACCAGAAAGGACGCGAGGAAAGAGUCAAGGCGGGCUAUGAGAACAUGGUCAAAAUGCUUGUUACCUCACCUACAGAGAGUAGAGAGGGCUCCUCGAAAACGUCAGAAAGGUUCCGGGAGAUUGAGCCCAUGGGAGAUUCAAAGCUAGUCGACCGCUUGCAUUAUAUCUAUUUCGAUUUCCACCAUGAAUGUGGAGGAAUGAAAUGGCAUAGGGUCCAGUUAUUGAUCGACAAGUUGGGUGACGGAUUGCACGAACAGCAUUAUUUCCACUCCGUCGAGGGCGGUGUAACAAAUACUGUGCGAAACCGCCAAAAGAGCGUUGUAAGGACGAACUGCAUGGAUUGCUUGGACAGGACAAACGUCGUGCAAAGCGUAUUGGCCAGGUGGACGUUAAAUCGUCAGAUGAUCGAUUUAGGAGUGCUUCAGAAAGGGGAAAACACUGCCGGCUUUGAAAAUUUUGAAGUGAUGUUUAGAAAUGCGUGGGCUGACAACGCCGAUGUUGUGAGCCGAGCCUACUCCGGAACUGGAGCGCUCAAGACGGAUUUUACCAGAACGGGGGUGCGAACAAAAGCCGGGGCACUCGCAGAUUUAUCAAAUUCGAUAACUCGAUACAUCCGUAAUAACUUUGCCGACGGGCCCAGACAGGAUGCCUAUGAUCUUUUCUUGGGAGUGUAUCUGCCGUCGACAAGCAGCAACAUCUCUUCCUCUCUCCUUUUUGUCGAUCGACGUCCGAUUCUGAUUCAAAGUAUACCAUAUAUUCUAUACGCUGCAAUGUUUCUUGUAUUUGCAGCCUUUGUGUUGCCCCGUCCAACCGGAAGCGGUCUGAUCAGUAUCAGAAUCUUUGCGCUUUUCUGGCUUGCUGUAGGAUUGUGGGCCGCCAGCUUCAUUUGGAAUCACGGCAUGCUUUAUGUCAACUGGCCCAAGUUGAACGUACCGGGAUUUGCAGCGGAUGGAUACAACGAGGCGCUGGGUAAGGCCAAGAAAGACAAGAUCGUGGGAAAGUGGGUAGAGAGGGGUAGCUUCAGUAGUGGAGCCGGUGGUGGCCGUGAACGGGGCUCUAGUAUUAGCGGGGGGAACAUCAGACUUAUUCACUUGGAAGAGGGGAAAAAGAGGAUCGAAUAG
Messenger RNA from Morchella importuna, 2100 nucleotides. RefSeq lists its product as uncharacterized. Gene Ontology annotation, biological process: phosphatidylinositol dephosphorylation. The record is from RefSeq and is a predicted model, not a curated record. Bases 1 to 2100 code for a protein of 699 amino acids. Gene Ontology annotation, molecular function: phosphatidylinositol-4-phosphate phosphatase activity. Lineage: Eukaryota; Fungi; Ascomycota; Pezizomycetes; Pezizales; Morchellaceae. The transcript is spliced from 6 exons. Gene Ontology annotation, cellular component: endoplasmic reticulum.